This is a messenger RNA of Macaca mulatta (Rhesus monkey), 2331 nucleotides long. The record is from RefSeq and is a predicted model, not a curated record. NCBI's taxonomy places the organism in Eukaryota, Metazoa, Chordata, Mammalia, Primates, Cercopithecidae.
GCCUACUUCAAGAGAAACUUCCCGGCCGUAAGCUUGAAUGAGAUGGCAAGAAGGGCGAUAGCAAACGGUGAUGGCAAACGUCCCUGGGAACAGCCAGCCCUGUCCGCGGGUAGCACGGUGGUAGAAAAAUGAGCCAGGGAGAAUUUGCCGCUCAUUCCGCCAACGCCUACUGCAGUCGGGUUUACAGCAGGGAACCCGACAACGCGGCGCAGACUCCGUUGUCUAUAAGGGCGAGGACCUUAACCGGGCCUCGUGCCAGAACCACUGGGCGUGGGGUGGAGCGCGGCCUAGCGGCUGCCUUUAACAAAACAACAAAAACUCGGAAAAGCGGGCGCUGUUCCCGCUGAGGCCGGAUUGAUGGCAGGUGCUAGGCGAGGAAAGCUAUGGCAAGAGCUGCCCAGGCAGGGACGACAGCUCCUGCAAAAGCCUUGAGAUGGGAAGCGGGAUCCGGGGUUCGAAAUAAAGCCAUUGUAGCUAAAACGUGGAGCAGUCAGGCGAGGGAAGGCAAGGAAUAGAGCACUUAAAAGAUUUGAAGACACGCCUGCAAGACUCGGUAGUCGUUUAGAACAGUGGUUCUCAAAAUGUGGUUCCUGGGCCAGCAACAGCCAUAUCAUCUUGUCUCUUGUUAGAAAUACAAAUUCUUCGGUCCCACCUCAAGCCUACUGAUUAGUAACUCGGCCUGGGACCCAGUAAUUUGUUUUCACAAGCCCCCAAGGUGAUUCUCGCCUACAAUUAAGUUUAAGAACUACUGAUUUAAAGGAAUAGGAGGAAAGGAGGAACCCUGGUCUAACCUGCCUGCCUCUGUGAUAGUUCAUGCUUGUUCCAGUAAUGGAAGGAGGAAAGAAGGGUUAUUUUUUUGUCGAAAUUUAACUUCCUUUUGCCUGAAAGCAUUUGAGCACAGUGAUGUUCGGAGUCAGGGCUGGUUCUGUCUUCCUCUCCCCAGAGGAAAGCAGAGGAGUACUUGCGCCUGUCCCGGGUGAAGUGUGUCGGCCUCUCUGCGCGCACCACGGAGACCAGCAGUGCAGUCAUGUGCCUGGACCUUGCAGCUUCCUGGAUGAAGUGUCCCUUGGACAGGGCUUAUUUAAUUAAACUUUCUGGUUUGAACAAGAAGACAUAUCAGAGCUGUCUUAAAUCGUUUGAGUGUUUACUGGGCCUGAAUUCAAAUAUUGGAAUAAGAGACCUAGCUGUACAGUUUAGCUGUACAGAAGCAGUGAAUAUGGCUUCAAAGAUACUAAAAAGCUAUGAGUCCAGUCUUCCCCAGACACAGCAAGUAGAUCUUGACUUAUCCAGGCCACUUUUCACUUCUGCUGCACUGCUUUCAGCAUGCAAGAUUCUAAAGCUGAAAGUGGAUAAAAACAAAAUGGUAGCCACAUCCGGUGUAAAAAAAGCUAUAUUUGAUCGACUGUGUAAACAACUAGAGAAGAUUGGACAGCAGAUCGACAGAGAACCUGGAGAUUUAGCUGCCCCACCACGGAAGAAAAAGAAGAUAGUGGUUGAAGCCCCAGCCAAGGAAAUGAAGAAGGUAGAGGAGAUGCCACAUAAACCACAGAAAGAUGAAGAUCUGACACAGGAUUAUGAAGAAUGGAAAAGAAAAAUUUUGGAAAAUGCUGCCAAUGCUCAAAAGGCUACAGCAGAGUAAUUUCAGCUUCCAGACUGGUAUGCAUUCCAAACUGAUAGUACAUUGCCACCUCCAGGAAGACUUGAGAGCUUUGGGAUUUUGUUUAAACUUUUAUAACAAGGAUCCUAAGACUAUUGCCUUAAUAGCAAAGCAGCCUACCCGGAGGCUAAGUCUGGGCAGUGGGCUGGUCCCUGGUGUGGGCAUUAGACCAGCCACAGCGCCUGAUUGGUAUAGCCUCAUGCGCUCUCCUACAAAAUGGAAUUGGAGGCCGGGUGCAGUGGCUCAUGCCUGUAAUCCCAGCACUUUGGGAGGCCAAGGUGGGUGGAGCUCGAGACCAACCUGGCCAACGUGGUGAAAUCCCGUCUCUACUAAAAAUAUAAAAAGUAGCCAGGUAUGGUGGUACGUGCCUGUAAUCCCAGCUCCUCAGUAGGCUGAGACAGGAGCAUCACUUGAACCUGGGAGGCGGAGGUUGCAGUGAGCCGAGAUCGCACCACCACACUCUAGCCUGGAUGACAGAGCGAGACUUAUCUCAAAAUAAAUAAAUAAAUAAAUGGAAUUGGAGUCAUUUUGCUUUGUUUUAAAUAAAUGGCAGUCCCUUGUCUUAUUCAGAAUAUAAAACUCAGUCUGAAAGACAUCUUACAGAUUUUUACUUCAGGUUUUGUGCGAGGUAUUUAUUGUACAGCCUAACUUAAUAAAUGUUAUUUGUAUAUGCA